Molecule: messenger RNA, 588 nt
Organism: Hyaloperonospora brassicae
Lineage: Eukaryota; Oomycota; Peronosporomycetes; Peronosporales; Peronosporaceae
Source: the annotation of a GenBank genome assembly
AUGGCGCCGAAUAUCGUCAUGAUGGGCGUAACGCUCGCGAUUGCGAUCGCGACGCGGUCGGUGCUGGACGUUGAGAACGCGCUCCACACGGGCGCUGUGCGGGCCCUGUACGGCCUCUCGCAGCUCUUUUGCUACAGUGUGCUGCUGUAUGUGUACGUAAAGGCGACGAAGAACACAGAGCCGGGCGUGGUGACGGUGAAAGAGGACUUGGGACUUGGACAGACUGGCGAGAAAGUCGAGAAGGUCUCUGUGGCGGAGCACGACCAACGGAUGAUCAGGAAGGACGUGCAGCGUUACGUGCUAGGUACGGUCAUGACUGUGCUGGUGCAUUGGCAGUGGGGAUUCUUUCCGCCGCUUGUGAUCCAAGCGCUCACGCAGCCGUGGAAUCUCUUUCAGUCACCGGUUGUAAAAGUGACGCUGCGUGGACACAAAGCGUGGGGUGAGCUGCGUCGGCCGUGGACGGACCGCAACGAUAUGACCAAAGCGAUCAAUUCGUAUACUGAAACCAUCAUGACGGCGAUGGGUGAGACGCCUGAAAAAGUCAGCAAGAAAGCUAGCAAGAAGGCGGCCAAGCGCAAACACAAGUAG